This is a messenger RNA of Bombina bombina (fire-bellied toad), 1561 nucleotides long. It is a transcript of the gene ADI1, whose product is annotated as acireductone dioxygenase 1. The record is from RefSeq and is a predicted model, not a curated record. Gene Ontology annotation, molecular function: acireductone dioxygenase [iron(II)-requiring] activity. The coding region runs from base 95 to 634 and encodes 179 amino acids. The transcript is spliced from 4 exons. NCBI's taxonomy places the organism in Eukaryota, Metazoa, Chordata, Amphibia, Anura, Bombinatoridae.
CAGGGCGGGUACCAAGCGUGAAGCGUAGAGAAGGGUCACCCCCAGCCGUGAGCAGUCUGAGUCUGCUGAGUACUGUAAGUGUUUGCUGACCAUCAUGGUGCAGGCCUGGUAUAUGGACUCGUCUGACGAAGACCAGAGGAAGCCACAUCAACUGCAGCCUCAGCAACCCGUGAGCGUGCAACAGCUUGAUGAGUUAGGGGUGAGCUCUUUUAAGCUAGAUGCUGAUAAUUAUGAAACUGAUCCAGAGCUGGCCAAGAUCCGCAAGGAGAAGAAUUACAAUUGGAUGGAUAUAAUAACCAUACACAAAGACACCCUGCCAAAUUACGAGCAGAAGUUAAAAAUAUUUUAUGAGGAGCACCUUCACUUAGAUGACGAAAUUCGCUACGUUCUUGAAGGAAGUGGAUACUUUGAUGUACGAGACAAGGAGGAAAGAUGGAUCCGCAUUUUCAUGCAGAAAGGAGAUAUGAUAACGCUACCCGCUGGCAUUUAUCAUCGCUUUACAUUGGAUGAAAAUAAUUAUAUCAAGGCAAUGAGACUGUUUAUCGGAGCUCCUGUUUGGACGCCAUAUAACCGCCCUGCUGAUAACUACGAAGCACGACAUAAUUACCUUCAGUUUUUAGAACAAACGGCAUAAGAAUUUUACCAUGUGCAAUUUAUAUCUUUUAAAUAAUGUUAAACAGAUAUUUUUGAAUAUCAGCAUCCAUUAUUUAUAGUAAUCUCAUUCCAAAUUACGGUAGUUAAAUGGAUUACCCUUUGGGAAGCAGAACCACAUGAAAAGUAAUGUUUUUUAGAUGAAAUACAAUGAGGAGAACUAUCUGUAUCUCUUCUAAGCACCUAGGUUUCUCACUCCGGCUACAACAUCUUCAUGCUGUCGUAAGGCAUUCACUUAGAGUUUUUUGCCCUUAAUAUAACUGUGCAAAAAUACAUGAAUAUUGUAUAUUUUCAUGAAGAAUCCAGCACAAAGACAGCAUUGUCUUACAAUGUGUACUCCCUUUGCUGUACACAAUACUGUAUGUAAUCCAUUGGGUUGCAAUUUAUUACAUCUCUAGUAAGGAAGUGGGGUAAGAAAGCUCUGAAAUUUGUACGUAAAAAAAACCCCCAUUUAAUUAAACCAAUAUCCUUUGGUUUGUCAAAAUGCUGACGAAUAUACCUGAUCUGAUUCCAUAUAUGUGGUUCAAUUAGAAUUUGUAUAUAUGUAUGGAAACACUACAUAAAAUGUUACAUUUUUAUUUCAGAUGUAGGCAUUAUACAGAAUAUAGCCUGAUCACAUCAUUACUAAAUAGCAGGCAUACAGCGGUAUUCAAAGGUUCAGCAAUCUUUUUUAUUUUUUUUAUUUUGCUAUUAAAUUCCAUUUCCUGUUAAGAUUUUUCAUCUAGCAAAUUAUACAUUGAUUAAUGUAGUUAUCUAUUGUAAUAAGAAAUAGUACAAUAAAAAAAAUAUAUAUUGUUUUUCAAAGGAAAAUAUUGUCUGAGUUUGCUAAUGGGAUAACCCUGCAAUAUGUUUUUUUCCCCCUGUAUUGAACAGUAAGCAUGCAUAAAUCAUAAUGCUUUCUUACACCCUC